Molecule: messenger RNA, 1063 nt
Organism: Castor canadensis (American beaver)
Lineage: Eukaryota; Metazoa; Chordata; Mammalia; Rodentia; Castoridae
Source: RefSeq, a predicted model, not a curated record
UGGGUGGAUGCUGGGACCCAGAUCUUUUUCUCCUACGCCAUCUGCCUGGGCUGCCUGACUGCUCUGGGAAGCUAUAACAAUUACAACAACAACUGCUACAGAGAUUGCAUCAUGCUCUGUUGCCUGAACAGUGGCACCAGCUUUGUGGCAGGGUUUGCCAUCUUCUCUGUCCUGGGCUUCAUGGCGUACGAGCAGGGAGUACCCAUUGCCGAGGUAGCAGAGUCAGGCCCGGGCCUGGCCUUUAUCGCCUACCCCAAGGCCGUCACCAUGAUGCCUCUCUCCCCACUGUGGGCCACCCUGUUCUUCAUGAUGCUGAUCUUCCUGGGCCUGGACAGUCAGUUUGUGUGUGUGGAAAGCCUCGUGACUGCUGUGGUAGACAUGUACCCCAAGGUCUUCCGGAGGGGCUACAGGCGGGAGCUGCUCAUCCUGGCACUAUCGGUCGUCUCCUACUUUCUGGGCCUGGUGAUGUUGACGGAGGGAGGCAUGUACAUCUUCCAGCUCUUUGACUCCUAUGCUGCCAGUGGGAUGUGUCUUCUCUUUGUGGCCAUCUUCGAGUGUGUCUGCAUCGGUUGGGUGUAUGGAAGCAGCCAAUUCUAUGACAAUAUCGAGGACAUGAUUGGGUACUCGCCGCCGUGGCUCAUUAAAUGGUGCUGGAAGAUUGUGACCCCCGGAAUCUGUGCGGGUAUCUUCAUCUUCUUCCUGGUCAAGUACAAGCCACUCAAGUACAAUAAUGUCUACACCUACCCUGCCUGGGGCUACGGCAUCGGCUGGCUCAUGGCACUGUCCUCGAUGAUAUGCAUUCCACUCUGGGUCUUCAUCAAAGUGUGGAAGACGGAGGGCACGCUGCCCGAGAAAUUCCGGAAGUUGACAGUCCCCAGUGCUGAUCUGAAAAUGCGGGGCAAGCUUGGGGCAGGCCCACGGACGGUGAUGGUUAAUGACUGUGAGGCCAAGCUCAAGGGCGACGGCUCCAUCGCUGCCAUCACAGAGAAGGAGACGCACUUCUGAGCCACCACCUGUCACCCGGAUGCUUCUCUUCCUUUCCCUCCCCGUGUGUGUAAAUGAA